Colletotrichum godetiae is the source of this 731-nucleotide messenger RNA. RefSeq lists its product as uncharacterized. The record is from RefSeq and is a predicted model, not a curated record. Lineage: Eukaryota; Fungi; Ascomycota; Sordariomycetes; Glomerellales; Glomerellaceae. The transcript has a single exon. The coding region runs from base 189 to 638 and encodes 149 amino acids.
GUUGUGACAUUUCAAAAUUUCUUAUAGACGGUUCUCUUUUUUUCAUCGGCUUUCCCACGAUACCAUUCUUACAAUCGUUAUAAUAUCCAUCUAUCUGCGAGCGAAAGAGACAAAAGUCGGGCGGCGGCACAGGAUUUGGCGGGCGGGUUGUCACUUUCGGAUCAUCGUCAUAAAGGGUGUCUCAUGAGAUGUUGGAAAUCUUUUACCAAUUUUUUUUGGCUCAUUUUUGCCUGCGACUUAUUCGAGCCCGCGGGCUCCGGAACGAUGCGGCAGAGUCGACGGCGCCUCAUGGUUUGAGGUACGCAAAGGAAAGGGGGAACUGCAGGAGGAGAAAGGGGGACACGGGCGCGCGGAUUCACUUCACUGUCGAUCGCUCAUCCCCACACCACACAACCCCCAGGAUACGGGUCAGGUUGGACCAACCACGUUCUUGUGCAUUUUCGGUUUUCAAAUAUUCGAAAGAGGAAGAAGAUCCCCAAGAGGUUGUGGAGGACCUGGCGAUACCCUCACCCUUGGCGUUGAAAGGAUAUUGGGCUGCACUCUUGUUUUUCCCUGCUUUUUUCAUACGUUAUUCUGUUGCGCGCUCAUCAUGUCAUUUCAGCUCGUUUGGGAUACUCCACCCACGGGUCAUUUUCUAGAUGACGAAAUCAGAGGUUGGUGCUUCGGCAGCACACCUCGCAAAAACUCGACCCUGUUCCCAAACCGGGAGGGCGACUUGUACUACUAGCUUC